AACUGACCAAUUCCCUUGUUAGGUUCCAUACACCUUAUUUUCAUGGUCUCAUCCCCACAAGUGUACCAUGCACCUUAUUUGCAUUAUUAGCAAGCUGUCCAAUCCCCUUGGUGAGCCAUAAGCACCUCAUUUGCAUAACCAUACUCAGUAAUUUGGGGGUAAUUAGAGCAUGGUGAAAAAGUCCUUACAAAAGCAAUCCAUUGCACCACACAGACUCAGCUUUUAGUUUCACAUAUUACUGAGAGUAUAGCAGAAACAGAAUCUGGUGACUGAGGAAGCGUACGUAAGAAUCUGGUGACUGAGAAAACCUAUAUAAGAGGAUGUACAGUUUCCUUCCUUAUUUCUAAGUUCAUCUUUUAUACUCCAGUGGACUCUGGCCCAGUUCUGAGAUGACUUUUGAGACCCAGGUGUUUCAGGACAUAUAUCCUGGCAACCUGUGCCUGCUUCAGCCACUGACAGUUUUGCUGCUGCUGGCUUCUGCAGAUACGCGAGCUGCAGAUCUCCCGAAGGCAGUGGUGAACCUUGAACCCCCAUGGAUCAAUGUGUUCCAAGGGGACUAUGUGACUCUGAAGUGCCACGGGGCCCACACCCCUGGGAACAACUCCAUCCAGUGGUUCCACAGAGGGAUCCCCAUCCCAACUCAGAUCCAGCCCAGCUACAGCUUUAACGCCACUGCCAGCAGCAGCGGGGAGUACAGGUGCCAGACAAGCCAGACCAGCCUCAGCGACCCUGUGCAGCUGGACGUGUUUUCCGAUUGGCUGCUGCUCCAGACCCCUCACCUGGUGUUUCAGGAGGGGGAGACCAUUGUGCUGAGGUGCCACAGCUGGAAGAACUGGAUUCUGUACAAGGUCACGUUCUACCAGAAUGGAAAAUCCAAGAAGUUUUUUGGUAAAAAUUCCAACUUCACCAUCCCACAAGCAAACCACAAUCACAGUGGAGAUUAUCACUGCACGGGAAUGAUAGGGCAAAAUCUCCAUUCAUCGCAGCCUGUGACCAUCACUGUCCAAGGUCCCGCAAAUUCACCAUUCUUUCUAUUUUGGUACCAAAUCACUUUCAUCCUGGUGAUGGGACUGCUGUUUACAGUGGACACAGGCCUGUAUCUGUCUUUGCAGAGAGACCUUCAAAGCUUAAUGGGCAACAGGAACAACUAUAAUGUCACAUGGAGCAAGAGCCCUCAGGACAAAUGACCCCUCAUCAUAUGGAGUAAUAGUAGUGGCAGCAACUCUUCAGGCUAUAUUUUUCCUCCUCUCGUAGCCCCUCCUGACAACAACCUUGGCUGAGGAGCCUCCACCCACCCCUUAGCCGCCAGGGAAAGGAAGGGCCUAUGAUUACCAGAGCUAAGUCACAGCAUACCCGACUCUUACCCCUGAGCUCUGAAGGUCACAGCCUGCCUACCUCUAUAAGGAGUCACAUCAAGUGUAUUUUCACCGACUCUGGACAGAUGCUUCUCCAAUACACAAAACAACAAUAAAUUCUGCUUCAAAAUAUAUUCAGCAAUCUGACCACUUCUCAGUUCUCUACCACUUGUACCUUGGUCCGAGACACCAUCAUCUCUCACCUGCAUUACUGCAAUAGCCUCCUAAGUAGUCUCCCUGCACUCACCCUUGCCACCCUAUUCUCAUUCUCAUCACAAUAGCCACAGUGAUCUUUUUAAAAUGUGUGCCGUAUCUGUCACAUCUUUGCUGAAAACAAUGUAAUAGCUUCCAAUUUCAUUUAGAGUAAACACUAAGGUCUUUUCAACAUCCUUCAAAGCGCUACAUGAUCUUGUUCCACACUGCCUCUCUGACCCCAUCUCCUACCACUCUUCUUUGCUCAAUCUGUUUCUUGAACACACCAAGUAUACUUCUGCCCAGGGCCUAUGUUGUUUCCUGUCUCUGAGAUCUUCUUUCUUGCACAUAUCCAUGAGGCUUGCUUCAUCACGUCCGUUAGGUCUUUACUCAAAUGUCACCUUAUCAGUGAGGCCUCCUCAACCAUUCAAUAUAAUCCUGUUUUCCCCCAUGCUCCUAAUUCUCUUUUGCUUUAUUUUUUCUCCAUUGUAUUUAUUGCCAACUGAUGUACUAUAUGUUUACUUGUUUAAUUGUUUAUAGUCAGACUUGUCCCCUCCUAUUAGAAUGUGAGCUCCAUGAGAGGAAGGCCUUUGUCUGUUUUGUUCACCAUGAUAUACUCAUAGCCUAGGUCAGUGUCUGGCAAAUGAUAAAGUGCUCAAUAAAUACUUGUGGGAUGAGUAAAUUCUUAGCAUUUGAAGUCAGAGGCUUUUAAAGCUGGAAAUUCCUUAGGAACAACGUCGACCAAUCUCAUUUUAAAACUGAGGAAGCUGUGACCCACAUAGGUGAAAUGACUUGCUCAAGUACACAUAAGUAGUUGGUGUCAUAAAUCUUUAUAUAUACAGUCUGGGAUCAUACUGUACAUUUUGUGCUACAACUUGGUUUUUUUUUUUUAAACUCAAUGUUGGAUCAUGAGCAUCCCUCCACUUCACAAUGUCUACCUAAGUGAUUAAUGUCUGCUCUAUUUUUAAAGAUUCUCAAACCAAGUUAUUAAACAUAAAUGGAUAUGUUUAAGUGUGUGUCUAAAAUUUACCCUGCGUACAUAAGCUCCUCUACGCUUAAACCUCUCUGAGUGGACAGAAAGUAAUGAGUGACUCAUUGGAAGCAUACCUGUAUGAUGCUGUGGUUAACAUCCAUGCACGGAGGGGCCUGCUUUAGGGCUACAGUUGAGACUCUUGGGAGGAGAGUGGAUUGGGUUUUGAGGCUCGUGAGGGGAG
Trichechus manatus latirostris (Florida manatee) is the source of this 2761-nucleotide messenger RNA. Its product is annotated as low affinity immunoglobulin gamma Fc region receptor II-a-like. Bases 390 to 1187 code for a protein of 265 amino acids. Lineage: Eukaryota; Metazoa; Chordata; Mammalia; Sirenia; Trichechidae. The transcript has 5 exons. Gene Ontology annotation, molecular function: transmembrane signaling receptor activity. Gene Ontology annotation, biological process: regulation of immune response; cell surface receptor signaling pathway. Gene Ontology annotation, cellular component: plasma membrane. The record is from RefSeq and is a predicted model, not a curated record.